Messenger RNA from Funneliformis geosporum, 435 nucleotides. Lineage: Eukaryota; Fungi; Glomeromycota; Glomeromycetes; Glomerales; Glomeraceae. The record is from the annotation of a GenBank genome assembly.
AUGGCGAUACCUGUCGAAGAAUGGUAUUAUGACGUCCCAAUAGUUACAAGAACAUACGUGACUGCUGCUGUAUUAACGAGUUUAGCCGUGCUUUUAUCACCAUUAUCCAAUGUUCCAUUUCUUGGUGCACCAUUUUUACCAUGGGUGUUACUUGGAUUUUCCUUGUUAUUAAAUAAUCAUUUUCCAAUGAGUGAUAUGAUGGGCAUUGCUGUUGGUCAUAUUUAUUAUUUCUUUGAAGAUGUUUGGCCAUUGGAAAGAAAUAGUGGUGGUAGACGUUGUGUAAGAUUAUUUGAUAGAAUUCAAGAGAACCCAGUUGCACAACAGGAGGAAAACAAUAUUGUUUUUGCUGAUAAUGAGUUUAAUCGUGACGAUCCUAACACUAUAGAAAAUCAACCUGGGAUAAUAGAAGAUGAAAUAGCUCCUGAUAAUAAUUAG